AUGCAAGCUUCAAAGAAUAAAAACACAGGAAAGACAGAACCAUUCUACAGGCUUUCAGUGCCAAGGUGGAAGACCAGUUCUGAGAUUAUAAAUGAAGCCAGAAGUGUUUUACGAACACUAAGAACUCGGAGACCAUUUACACCUACAGAGAAUCAGAGGAAACUUUUUGGAUCUGGAUCCUCACGAGCUCCUCAGAAUAGACCCCCUUCAGUUUUUAGUCUUCAUGCAUCCAGUUUUGAUUUGGCUGAGUCAAGACCAGCGUCUGGCAUUCGUCUUAGUCCACUGGUUCAUAAACCAAUAUUAGUUACUUCUGCAAAAGAUGAAGAUCCUUCAAUUUCUCUUCCAAAACAUGUUGAUGAUGCAGAGGUUAGAAGAAUCAGCAGUGCUCGGGCACACUUAUUCAGAAGAAGUUCUCAGGGAAAUUUCCUUUCUGCAAAAAUGGUUACUUCUGAUCAGAAUGAAGAGAAGCUUGAUGAAGAACCAGCUAAGAUGCAUAAUCUUUGCAGAAAUAAUAACUGCUUAGGAGAGCAGAGAUUGUGCACACCAUAUAAUGAUGAAAGUAGACAAUUAAUUUGUAAUGAGCAUAUCAGUGGAUUAGAGGGAGAAGACUUUCGAAAAGAGACAGCAGGAACAUUAUUUCAAGUGAGAGGAGAAAGAAGUGUCAACAGUGAUGGCAGAUUUGCUGAUGAAGAGCAACAGUUUCCCUGUGACCAGAUGAAAAAGCCUGGCACAGAUUCAUCAAGGCCAAGGAGUAUGGGCUCGAAGAGACCAGCAGCAGGCUUAGAGGAUGAAACAAGAAUAAAUGAAUCGGAAAAAGAAAUCUUUUGGCAUGUAAGGAUUCUACCAAUUCUGCACGAACUGGAAAAAGGAGAUGAUAUAGAAAAUCUUUGUCUGGCUUGCACCAAGCUCUAUCAAGCCUUGAAUGAAGGGAAUAUGCUUCAAAAAAGAUUUAAAGGAAGAAGCGUGCUUCUGAAGACAUUAUAUAAACUUGUAGAUACCAAUUCAGAUCUACUUCACCUGAAGCUGGCGAAGAUUAUUCUGGCUAUGAAAGUGCGUGGAAAAGGUCUUCUUGGUGUUUGCAAGCUUGCAUUUAACAUCUGCAGAAAUGAAAAAAAUGAUUACAUCGUUCAAAAUGAUGGAUUAUUUGAUUGUUUGCUGGAGGUCCUGAGAACUGAAGAUCUACAAAAAAACAAUGAAGCUUUCCUGUAUUGCAUGGGAGCUAUAAAAUUCAUGUCUGGAAAUGCAGUACUCAUUAACGAAAUGGUCAACAAAGGAGCUGUUGAAAUGUUGCUGCAAUUAAUGAAGCAGAUUAAUAAUAUAAAAGAAAAUGACACAUGUUUCUCCAACUUGGGCCACCUAUUAGUUCAGCUGAUAGCUACUUUCCGAAACUUGGCCGAGUGCCCUGCGGCGAGGGGCCGGCUCCUCCGCGGUGCUGCGGUCCCUGAGCUCUGCGUGGCGCUAGAGCAGCGUAUGAAUGAUACCGACAUCUGCACCUAUAUUGUCCGGAUAUUCAGCAAGCUUUCCUCCUACAAUGACUUCUGUGCAGCUUUAGCAGACUGCUCCAGAUGUUACAUCGUAUUUUUAGCCCUACUAAACAAACACCAGAAGCAGCAGGAUUUGGUUAUCCGUAUCAUCUUUAUUCUUGGCAAUUUAACAGCAAAGAAUAACGAGGCCCGUGAGCAAUUUUUUAAAGAAAAAGGAAGUGUUAACACCUUGAUAUCGUUAUUCCAAACCUACCAUGAACUUGAUUUGAAUGCGCAGAAACGGUACCGUGAAAGAGGAGGGGAAGGAAAAACGCACCCAGAGCACCCUUCAGAAGCAGAAGAUGUUCUAAUAAAACUGAUAAGUGUGCUGGCCAAUCUCUCCAUUCAUCCCAGCAUAGGAGCAGCUCUGGCAACUGCCCAUCGUGUUGUAGAAUUACUUGUUACAGUACUAGAAUACAAGUCAGUCGAUGACUGUGAGGAGUUGGUCAUCAAUGCUGCAACAACAAUCAACAAUUUGUCCUACUACAAAGUGAAGAAUUCUGCUGUUGAAGAAAAGAAGCUACAUAUUGCUGAAAUGCUUCUAAAGCUGUUAUUGAGCAACAAUAUGGAUGGAGUUGUGGAGGCUAUCAGAGUCUUUGGCAAUCUUUCCCAGUAUCAUGAGAUCUGUGACUUCAUCAUAAAGAAAAAGAUAUACAAGUUCAUGAUUACCUUGCUUGAUGCCAAGAACCCAGACAUCUGUUUUUCUGCCUGUGGAGUCCUGCUCAAUCUCACAAUAGAUAAGAACAAACGAGCUCUUCUGAUGGAAGAAGGAGGGAUUGGGAAGUUAGUUGACUGUUUACAAGACUUUGGGCCAGCAGACUGGCAGCUGGCUUGUUUGAUAUGCAAAACCCUGUGGAACUACAGUGAAAACAUCACAAAUGCGGCCACCUGCUUUGGAGAAGACACCGACAAGUUGCUGGUGCUGCUCCCAUCACUCUUGGAUGAAGAGCUGGUGUUGGAUUACAGCCUUGGCAGAAAUUUAAGGAACUACGACAAACUAUAUUGGCAAACAGAGUUCAAACCUGUGGCAGAAAAACUUCUUCAUAGAAUUCAAAGCCAUCGCUCCCUUCGUCCAGCUGGGACUGUUACUCCAUUUUGCACAGAUUAUAGUUCUAAUAUACCUUGUCCUACUUGGGCGCACUUGGUUCCCAUCACUCGUGCUGGUGCACACCAUCUCCUUUCAUGCAUUGUCUGGCCUUUUGGACAGGGUCCCCCAACCGGCGUGUUCUUCUGGG
Messenger RNA from Apaloderma vittatum (bar-tailed trogon), 2758 nucleotides. It is a transcript of the gene ARMC2, whose product is annotated as armadillo repeat containing 2. The transcript is spliced from 19 exons. Gene Ontology annotation, molecular function: protein binding. Gene Ontology annotation, biological process: cilium organization; sperm axoneme assembly. NCBI's taxonomy places the organism in Eukaryota, Metazoa, Chordata, Aves, Trogoniformes, Trogonidae. The annotation marks the transcript as partial. The record is from RefSeq and is a predicted model, not a curated record.